Messenger RNA from Lachancea meyersii CBS 8951, 1314 nucleotides. The record is from the annotation of a GenBank genome assembly. Lineage: Eukaryota; Fungi; Ascomycota; Saccharomycetes; Saccharomycetales; Saccharomycetaceae.
AUGCCUUUGAAUGUUAUGAAAGGAAAGUCGGUUGUAUCCGCAAAUUCAGUCAGUGAUUCUCAUGCGACAGUCAAUGCUUCAGGCAAAACGGCGCUAGAUACAGAUGAUAUCGAUGAAAAUGACGAGUCCGGCCAAAGUAUCUUGCUCGGAAUCAUUUCGCAGCUGAAGCCCGGAUGUGAUCUUUCGCGGAUCACUCUUCCAACCUUUAUUUUGGAGAAGAAAUCGAUGCUCGAGAGAAUAACAAACCAACUUCAGUUUCCGGAUAUUUUAUUGGAUGCCCACGAAGAGAAAGAUGAACUUCGGAGGUUUAUAAAGAUUGUGAAAUGGUAUCUUUCCGGCUGGCACAUUGCCCCGAAAGCUGUGAAGAAACCUUUAAAUCCUGUACUCGGCGAAUAUUUUACCUGCUAUUGGGAUCUUCCUAACAAACAGCAGGCCUUCUAUUUCUCUGAGCAGACCAGUCAUCAUCCACCUAAAUCUUCCUACUUCUACAUGAUUCCAGAAUCAAACAUAAGAGUUGAUGGUACAACGAUUCCGAAAUCCAAAUUCUUGGGCAAUUCCACUGCAGCUAUGAUGGAGGGCUUGACCGUGCUACAGUUUCUGGACAUCAAAGACUCCGAUGGGAAGCCCGAAAAGUACACAUUGAGCCAGCCAAAUAUGUACGCGAGAGGAAUCCUAUUCGGUAAAAUGAGGAUAGAGCUUGGGGAUCAUAUGAUUAUCAAGUCUUCCAAAUAUAAGAUUGACAUUGAAUUUAAGACAAAGGGUUUUAUCUCAGGAACCUAUGAUGUCAUUGAGGGCACUGUGAAGGAUCACUCAGGAAACGAAUACUAUGAGAUUACAGGUAAAUGGAAUGAUGUUAUGUACAUUAAGGAUUUGAGGAAAAAGAGUGCCAAUACAGUUUUGUUUGAUACCAAUAAAGCGGAGCCUUUGAAACCGCUUGUUCGCCCUAUUGAGGAACAGGGAGAGUUUGAAUCCAGGAAGCUCUGGAAAAAGGUCACAGAGGCGUUGGCCAAACGAGACCACACCACAGCGACCAAUGAAAAAUUCGCUAUUGAAGACGAGCAGCGUCAGCUGGCAAAGAAGAGAUUGGAGGAAAAUUCAGAAUUUCAUCCCAAGUUGUUCAGGCCUGCCGAUAAUGCUGAAGAUGACCUGGAAUACUACAUCUAUAAAAGGAUACCAUCAGAGGCCAGUCACGAGGACCAAAUAAGAGGCAUUUUGGAAAUCGCACCAGUUUUACCAGGCCAGCAAUUUACGGAAAAGUUCGGUGUAUCGGGGCACAAGAAGCACCAACUACAAAGUCAUGCAGAGUCAUCAUAA